AUGACUAAUCCAAGCCGUCCGAAAAAACAGUCGACGUUUCUAGAUGUUUUGCAGCUUCAGGAGAGAGACAAAGAACUAGCAGAAAUAAUUUAUUAUAUAAAAUCGUUUAUCAAAAAGCUAGAGUUUUGGGAACAAAACUUAAGAGAUGGCAAUACCAGUCAUUUUCGUGUUAUUUCAGAAAAAAUAUCUCAAAGUCCAUUAGAACCAUAUGACAGUGAAUAUUAUGUAGAAAUAGUCUCUAAGGAUAAUUUCAAAAAUCGUGUCAAGGAUUUCAACGAAAUUGCUAUGGUGGUGCAAUUUGUUGUUUCACCCUUCAUGGAAAUUGAUAUCCAGCAGUUUGCAGCUUCUGUUUCGCAGAAUUUUAGCGACGACAUCGCUGCGACAGGGAUGGAAUUUCAUGAUUUUUUCAAUGGUUUGAUCGGUAUGGAUAACUUAGAAGAAUUACAGGCAAGACUCUUAUUUCAAGAAGGGUUUCUUGUGACACCGUAUGCAAAAAUCAAGUUGCUUUAUCAAAAACCUAAGAAUAAUUUGAAUUUUGUUACCAUCGAACCUCGCACUGAGCUUGUCAUAAAAGUUAAAACAUCCAUAAGCGAUGGCGAAAUUAUUAUACCCCACCAAAAAAUCCAUAAUUGUGAAAUACCGGAAUGCUUGACUAUUGCGAAAGAUAGUUAUGCUUUGACGACCUUACUGAACAAUACGACAGAUACCGUUACACUCGACUUUUCUGAACCCCUUUCUGUUGAACCAUUUUACCAGUCUAUACAUCCGACGAUAUGUCAAGAAUUUGAUCUUAAUAAUAUCAACGAUUCUCCAGAAAAUAAACUAGACUAUUCCAAAAUUAGAGUAGACCACCUAAAUUCAGAAGAACAGUCCGCAAUCCUCAAACUUUGCAAAGAAUUUUCGGAUAUAUUUUAUCAUAUUAGCUACCCCAAUUUAAACCCUGAACUAGACGAUAUCUCAAUGAUUGUCAACUUGGACAAUGAAACAGAUCAACCUGACUGUCAGGAACUUCCUACCGUUGACAAUACAAAUACUGACAAAGAUAUAAUCAAUGAAACAGAACAAACUGACUACCACGAACUUCCUUUUGUUAUUGACAAAACCAAUACUAAUGAAGACGAACUUGACAAGGAUGAUGAAACCCGGCACUCUAAUAAUCAACACCCGGUUGUUACAAUUCCUAUAUCAGACCAACCAUUGAACUUUGGCCAAAAUCAGAUCUUGAUUCAACGGGCAGUCUUAAACAUAACGCAAGAACAUCUGUUCAGCCAUUUAGAGCAGUAUUCUCUCAUAAUUAGAGGCAAAGAUGAUGCCAGAACACGUGGAAGAUAUUCGCAGUAA
This is a messenger RNA of Acanthoscelides obtectus, 1341 nucleotides long. NCBI's taxonomy places the organism in Eukaryota, Metazoa, Arthropoda, Insecta, Coleoptera, Chrysomelidae. The record is from the annotation of a GenBank genome assembly.